AUGGAGGCAGGGCCCGCAGCCCGCCUUCCCGGCGCUAACGGACCCCUGACUGGACGACGGCGCGUGAGCGGAGCAGAGGCCUCGCCGCGGGGGGGGCGGGCGGCUGCCGGCCCUGCCGCGGGCGCCGCUUACCUGGGGCCGCGGCCGGGCCUGCUCGGGCGCCCGGCGCCGGCAACAACGAACGGGCGGCGGCGGCGGCGACGGAGGAGGGGGCGCGCACGCACGGACUGGGGCGGCCCUGGCGACUUAUCUGGCGCUCGGCGCGGAGACGGGCGGCCCUGUGAAAUAAGGCUCGGCGGAACCCGGCGCGCGUGCGCGGAAGCGGAGGCCGGGCCCAGGUUUUCCCCUGAAGCGAAGGCCGGGGUGGCGCGCCCUGCCCUCCAGGACUUAGCCUGGAAACCCUUCGCUGCGGGCUCGGUAGAAUCCGCGAGAAGGCAGACGCGAGCGUGCACGCUCCGGGGACCGCGGCCGUGGUCUGCGAAGCGUUCCGGGGCGCGGAGCGUCUGGCGGGCAUUCCGGCGCCAAACGUGGUUUAAGGCGCCUCGUCCCCUUCCUGCCACCCCUCCUUGGGAUUUUCCCUCUACCACUGUGAGAGUCCAGCCUGUCCUGUUGUCCUCAGUCUGCCUUUCCACCUCUGUGCUAGCCACACCCUGCCCAGAUUAUUCUGGUGGCCGUGUCUGCCUCCCUGACCACGUGUGUGUUAGUAGAUGUCUUCAGAUUUGGUGUCAAUUGAAGAGGGAACUCCAGAAGACAGUCCUGGUGUAUCAUCCCAGCAGGGGAAGGGGACACUUCCCACCUCACAGAGAAUGUGGGAGGACAAACAGCAUCCUGUGGGCAGUGGGCUUGGCUGAGUUCCCGGCGGUGGCGGAGGUGGCCGGAACGUGGUGGUGGCAGCCAGCUUCCUCCAGGCUGGCCUGACCCGGGAGCCGCGCGCCCUCCUUGGCUUCUGGCCUCAUCCUUCAUCUUCAAGGCCGAUGGUGUAGACGCUCCCAGACUCUGCUUCCCUUGUCGCAGCUACCUCUGAAUCUCCUCUGCCUCCCUCUUCCGCAUUUACGGACCUCAUGAUUACUUGGGCCCACUCAGCUAUUCCAGGGUUGUCUCCUCAUUUUAAGGUCAGCUGAUUAGCAGCCUCAACCCCCCUUUGCCAGGUAGCUUAUUCACAAGCUUUGGGAAUGAGGCUACAGACUUUGUGUGGUUUGAAUGCCUUAUGUCCCCUACAGAAGCCAUAUUCCUAAUGCAGUCUUGUGGGGGGCAGACUUGUUAGUCUUUUGGUUAGGGUGGGGCUUUUUGAUUAGGUUGUUUCCAUAGAGAUGUGACACAGCCAUCUGUAGUGAGGCCUUUUCAUUAGAUCAUUUCCAUGGAGGGUGAUCCUGCCCAUUCCGGGUGAGUCUUAAUGAGGUAACUGGGGCCCUUUAAGAGAGCUCACGGAGAGGAGGAGCUCAGAGAAGCUGAGGGGUACAUUUUGUAGUGAAGCUAAGAUGUGUAACACAGAGUUUGUCCCCAGGAGAAGCUAGGAGCUGACAGACCAGCACACUUGGAGAUGCAGACAGAAGGACGUUUGGAGAUGCUAAGCUAAGAGAUGAAGCCCAGAGUAUGCCCCGGAGAAGCUAAAAGAGAACCCCCAGACACUUAGGGAGAAACGCCUGGAAGAACAAGCAGGGAUGCACAGGAGCUGAGAGAGAAGCUAAGAGACAGAAGCCCAGAGACAUUUUGGGAAAAAGCCAUUUUGAAACCAGAACCUGGGAGCAGAGGACCAGCAAAUGCCAGCCGCGUGCCUUCC
Choloepus didactylus (southern two-toed sloth) is the source of this 1780-nucleotide messenger RNA. RefSeq lists its product as uncharacterized. Lineage: Eukaryota; Metazoa; Chordata; Mammalia; Pilosa; Megalonychidae. Bases 1 to 918 code for a protein of 305 amino acids. The transcript has 4 exons. The record is from RefSeq and is a predicted model, not a curated record.